This is a messenger RNA of Effrenium voratum, 1314 nucleotides long. Lineage: Eukaryota; Dinophyceae; Suessiales; Symbiodiniaceae. The record is from the annotation of a GenBank genome assembly.
CAUCAGGAUCCUCCGGCCAGCAAGGACUGAGGCACUCACUGCCAACAUAGAAUUGACAGACGCGAAGAUAGUGUGGAGAUGCCGCUUGAUGAGCGGCAAGGAAACAGAUGGCAGGUUGCCACAGGACGCCAGCUUCGAGCUUUUCAGUGAGAAGCUGGACAGGCAAAUCGAGGCAAUCAUGUUCAGGGAGGGAGAGAACUGGGGCAAUCCCAGGCAGGUUGAUCCCAGACAAUCGGUACUUGGUGUGAUGAGGUGAUGCUGCGCACUGUCGGGCGGUACCACCUGGCGAUGCAGGUGUAUGGCUUGGAAGCACGGCGCCUUCCACCCGAAGUCUAAGACAUUUGACAUAAACUGGAAGAACGCCCCGCAAGACCUGAGCGAGUUUGAGGAUCACCUCAUGACGCAUAUCGGUGAGAGUGCGCCUGCUCAUGUUCGGCAACACUUUUUGGAAGCGCUGCAGAAGCAAGUAUCAGAAGCAGAGACAUACGACUAUCUCAAUCUCUAAAGGCUGCGAGAAUUCGACCCGGGGCUGACGUUGUUGAAGCAUUCUUGGACCCAAACCGCUGUGGAGCAGGCAGCUUUUUCUGCCAGGUGUCCAGUGUCAGUUCGCCCGCCCGUCAUGUUUUGUUUUCUCAAGGGUAACAGAGGACGUGUUUUGACUAUCGGCGUGACGUCACCCAAUGGAUCAUGGCCGCCGUCGGUGGACCGUGACUUGCAAAAUUCACUCAACUUGAACGAUUGCUUGCAGGACCUGAGCAAGAUGACUGAGGGCAGAUUUCAGAGGUUUGUGCGCUCGAUGGAAAGCUCUACAGACUUGUUGACAGACUUGUUGACUGAUGGGGCGUUCGUAGAGUUCAAAACUUCUGACUUCGAACCCUAUCAAUUGUUGCAGCUGCUACACGUCCAAUUCCGCCUUUGUCUUGGAUUUCCCGCCCUUGUGGAGGAGGGCUUUAACCCAAAGCUGGCGUGCGCGUUGGCUGAGAUGCUGCGAUUGGAAUUCGAUGGAAAGCUGAAAGAUGCGAAAGAUGUGAGAGGCUCGUUGCUUCUCACCCUGGAGCAAAAGCCCUCAGAGUCGCAAGAGGAACUGUGGGAACGCGUGCAGUCCAAGUGUCGCCCAGAGGACCUCCCCAAGCCCGUGAAGUUUAUUGAGCUGAAGGAGCCGGCCAAGCGGGGGUCAGUUGCCAGGUUGGCUAAACUGCUCCCCUUUCCGUCACGGAACCCAAAUGGUUCUGGCGUUGCUCUUAGAGCUUCGGCAUUUCUGUUUUUGUGGCUACGGUCUACCUCUUUAUCUUUUACAGCCGUUUGAUUUCAACA